UUGUGGGAUUGGAUGCUAUUGACAUAGCGACAGGAGUUUUCAUUGAAGAACAGUCUUGUUUUCAUCAAUAACGUUGGGUAAUUUGUCAUUUCAGCAUCUGCCAUGAACGGGUCUGUGGCCAAAAAGACCCAAGACACGUUAGGGAAAGUUAUAAAGAAACCGCCGCUUACUGAAAAACUGCUCAGCAAACCGCCGUUUAGGUAUCUGCACGACAUAUUCAGUGAGGUGAUUCGGACCACUGGCUUCAUGAAGGGACUCUAUGCAGAGACUGAGAUGAAGUCAGACAAUGUAAAGGAUAAGGAUGCUAAGAUAGCGUUCCUGCAGAAGGCCCUAGAUGUGGUGAUGCUGGUGAACGGCGAGCCCCUGUCGGUCAAGCCAGCGCGCAUUGUAGCCGGCCAUGAGCCUGAGAGGACCAACGAGCUGCUACAGGCCAUCGCCAAGUGCUGCCUCAACAAGCUGUCCAGUGAGGAGGCGGUGAAGCGGGUGCUGGCCGGGGACAAGCUGGACCCCAAGGGGAAGGCCAGCUCCUCCCGGUCCCAGGACAAGGAGAACAGAGAGGGACGAGACCAAGUGGAGAAGGCGAUCCGAGAGCACAGCGCCGGGGGUAGGGAGCAGAAGGACCCAGACCUGCCCAAAGAGCAAGAGGGCAGGCGGGGCGACAAGGAGAAGGAGCGCCACCGCGACAGAGAAAGGUCAAAGAAGAGCCGCGAUCCAGACCGUACCAAAGACCGUGGCAAGGACAAGAGCCGGGACCGAGAGUGGGACAAAGACAAUGAAAGAGAGAAAGACGGAGAACGAGACAAGGAGAGGGACAGAGACAGGGAAAAAAGCAAAGACAAGGAGUCGCACAGAGGGAGAGACCGAGAGAGGGAUAAGGAGAAAGAUUUAAACCCGGAUAAACGGCGAGACAAGGGAGAGAAGGAGAGAGAGCUCCGACACAAACAGGGGGAGGAGAAAACCAAAGUGCCAGAGAAGGGUGACAAAAAGGCCAGAGCGUCAGAGGACACAAAACACAGACCACAUCCAGAGGAGCCCAGUAAAACGGCCAAACCUGAACCAGCGCCCAUUGAAGAUGCAUCUGAAGAGACAGCGGAAGUCACAUACAAGCAGUCUGACAGUCCAGCCAGAAUACCUCGGCCUUCGUCUGCCAAGGGGCAGAGGCGCUGGCCCAAAGCAGGAGGCCAACAAGAAGAGUUUGACGGUGAAGAUGGAGACACACCGUUGGCACAGAGGCCGGUCCCCCUGGAGAACGGAGAUGCCACAGACGCAGUGCCAGCCCACAGGAGGAUACCUCGGCCCAGCAGCGCCCGGCCUGCCCCUCCUCGGUUCAAGAGGCAGGAGAGCUACACUGACGUGACCCCAGCUGAAAGGCUGACCAGUGCCAAGCCCCCGGCGGCCGUCAUCACGGAGGGUAAGAAGCUUUCUGAGGAUGAAGAUGAGCAGUUUGUGGUGUUGGAGGCCGCCCCUCCUCCCCCCGACAUGCCCGAGAUGGAGCCAACAGUGGAACUCCAAGGCGAUGAGAAUCAUGGUGGGCUGGUGAAAAAAAUCCUUGAAACCACGAAAGACUUUGAAUCAUCACCAUCAUCUCCAAAGUCCAAAGACCAGACCCAGAGCCUGGUGUCGGAGGCGUCCAGGAAGAAGGAGCGGGACCUGGUGUCGAGGGAGAUUGAGCGGCUGCGCUCGUCCAUCCAGACGGUGUGCCGCAGCGCCUUGCCCCUCGGCAAGAUCAUGGAUUACAUCCAGGAGGACAUGGACGCCAUGCAGAACGAGCUGCACACCUGGAGGAGGGAGAACAAGGAGCAUGCGCAGGCCCUGCUGCAUGAACAGAGAGUGACGGACAGCGCGGUGGAGCCUCUGAAGGCCGAGCUAGCCGAGCUUGAGCAGCUGAUCAAGGAGCAGCAGGACAAGAUCUGCGCCGUCAAGUCCAACAUCCUGAAGAAUGAGGACAAGAUCCAUAAGAUGGUAACCAGCAUCAACUUCUCCUCGCGAAUAUGAGGGGGAGCCAAGGUCCAACUAAAGGAUUAUCGCCCUUAAAAAAGGACAAAAAGUUCAGGGUGAGCCUGGUUCUUACUUAGUCUGGUGAAGUCCGAAAUGGAGGCCUCAACUGCACUUUUACACACACCCACACUGACUGACUGGUUAGGGGAGAGAGGGUUCGAAGUCAACCCCCUAGGGAGGGAGAGAGAGACGCAUGUUAUUUUGCUAGUGCUCCAUCCACUUUAAGUUGAUUAACACACCUUUACUACACUGAACAAAAAUAUAAACGCAACAUGUAUAGUGUUGAUACGAUGUUUCAUUAAAUUAAAAUAUCCAUACGAACUAUUACCAUAGUUCUCUCAAAUUUGAUGCACAAAUUUGUUUAGAUCUCUGUUAGUGAGCAUUUCUUCUUUUCUCCUCCAUUUCUCCAUCCACCUUAUAGGCGUGGCAUAUCAAGAAGCUGAUUAAACAGCAUGAUCAUUACACAGGUGCACCUUGUGCUGUGGACAAUAAAAAGCCACUUUAAAAUGUGCAGGUUUGUCACACAACACAAUGCCACAAAUGUCUCAACUUUUAAGGGAGGGUGCAAUUGGCAUGCUGACUGCAGGAAUGUCCACCAGAGCUGUUGCCAGAGAAUUUAAUGUAUUAUUUCUCUACCAUAAUCUGCCUCCAACAUUUGGCAGUUCUUCCAACCAGCCUCAUAACUGCAGAACACGUGUAACCACGCCAGCCCAGGACCUGCACGUCUGGCUUCUUCACCUGCGGGAUUGUCUGAGGAUGGGUGGGAGGUGUGCUGAGAAGUAUUACUGUCUGUAUUAAAGCCUUUUUGUGGGGAAGAAUCAUUCUGAUUCGCUGGGCCUGGCUCCCCGGUGGGUGGGCCUAUGCCCCUUUAGUCCCACCCAUGGCUGCAACCCUGCCCAGUCAUGUGAAAUCCAUAGAUUAGGGGCUAAUGAAUUUCUUUCAAUUGACUGAUUUUCUUAUAUGAACUGAAACUUAGUCCAAUUUUUGAAAUUGUUACAUGUUGCGUUUAUUUUUGGUCUGUAUAGUUUCUUGUUUUUUGACAUUACAUACUGUAUGCGUUGUGGGAAUAAGACUUGAUAUUGGAGUUCUUUUACAGCUUCAAGCAAAGGGCACAUGGACCAAGCCAAUACCCUCCACAUCUACUUGAUAUACAUUUGAUACAGACAUCUGUAAUUUUUUAACAUGUCUGUCUAUCAACAAUUCUGUUUACCUGAAGCUUCUUCAAAGCCUGUACAAAGCAAUAGAUCUGAGGUUUGCUGAGGAGCUAGGGACGCCACGAGCAGGAGACAUGGCAGUCCUUUGACUCUUCCUUAUGUCAACCACUAUGCUUGUCCCAGAUCUGUUUGUGCGUUCUGGCCAAGGUCAGCAAGACAUCAAAAACAGACCUGGGAUCAGGCUAGUCAAGCACCACUGUGCUUUGAGAAAUUGGGUUAGUAUAGAACUGUGUCCACUCAUUGAAAGAGUAGCGUUGGAGGUAAAAGUAACAUGACACUUUCAUAGAUGAAAAAUAUAUAAAUAUAUAUACACUACCGGUCAUACUCAUUCAAGGGUUUUUCUUUCUUUUUUUAACCAUUUUCUACAUUGUAGAAUAAUAGUCAAGACAUCAAAACUAUGACAUAACACCUAUGGAAUUAUGUAGUAAGCAAAAAAGUGUUAAACAAAUUGAAAUAUAUUUGAGAUUCUUCAAAUAGCCACCCUUUGCCUUGAUGACAGAUUUGCACACUCUUGGCAUUCUCUCAACCAGCUUCACCUGGAAUGUUUUUCCAACAGUCUUGAAGGAGUUCCCACAUAUGCUGAGCACUUGUUGGCCGCUUUUCCUUCACUCUGCGGUCCAACUCAUCCAAAACCAUCUCAAUUUGGUUGAGGUCGGGGGAUUGUGAAGGCCAGGUCACCUGAUGCAGCACUCAUCACUCUCCUUGUUGGUCAAAUAGCCCUUACACAGUCUGGAGGUGUGUUGGGUUAUUGUACUGUUGAAAAACAAAUGAUAGUCACACUAAGCCCAAACCAGAUGGGAUGGCGUAUCGCUACAGAAUGCUGUGGUAGCCAUGCUGGUUAAGUGUGCCUUGAAUUCUAAAUAAAUCACAGACAGUUUCACCAGCAAAGCACCUUGUUAAAGUUAGUUUCUUUGUUCCUUGUCAAUCAUUGGCUCAUUGGUUAAAUUAGCAUUAUGACAAUAUCUUCAAUUAAAUCAUUCAAAAACCUUUAUUAAUGCAAUUGCAGACAUAAGUUGACACUCGGAAACAUGCGUUAUGUUCCUGUUAAGUUCUGCAUCAAAGAAAAUGUCCCAAGUUAUUUUAUUAAAACUAAAGUCCAGCCCUAGUGAUGUCACUGCCUACGUCAUUAUCUUCUACAGUCGUGGCCAAAAGUUUUGAGAAUGACACAAAUAUUAAUUUUCACAAAGUUUGCUGCUUCAGUGUCUUUAGAUAUGUGUCAGAUGUUACUAUGGAAUACUGAAGUAUAAUUACAAGCAUUUCAUAAGUGUCAAAGGCUUUUAUUGACAAUUACAUGAAGUUGAUGCAAAGAGUCAAUAUUUGCAGUGUUGACCCUUUUUCAAGACCUCUGCAAUCCGCCCUGGCAUGCUGUCAAUUAACUUCUGGGCCACAUCCUGACUGAUGGCAGCCCAUUCUUGCAUAAUCAACGCUUUGAGUUUGUCAGAAUUUGUGGGAUUUUGUUUGUCCAUCCACCUCUUGAGGAUUGACCACAAGUUCUCAAUGGGAUUAAGGUAUGGGAAGUUUCCUGGCCAUGGACCCAAAAUAUUGAUGUUUUGUUCCCCGAGCCACUUAUCACUUUUGCCUUAUGGCAAGGUGCUCCAUCAUGCUGGAAAAGGCAUUGUUCGUCACCUAACUGUUCCUGGAUGGUUGGGAGAAGUUGCUCUCGGAGGAUGUGUUGGUACCAUUCUUUAUUCAUGGCUGUGUUCUUAGGCAAAUAGUGAGUGAGCCCACUCCCUUGGCUGAGAAGCAACCCCAUACAUGAAUGGUCUCAGGAUGGCUUACUGUUGGCAUGACACAGGACUGAUGGUAGCGCUCACCUUCUCCGGACAAGCUUUUUUCCGGAUGCCCCAAACAAUUGAAAAGGGGAUUCAUCAGAGAAAAUGAUUUUACCCCAGUCCUCAGCUGUCCAAUCCCUGUACGUUUUGCAGAAUAUCAGUUUAUCUUUGAUGUUUUUCCUGGAGAGAAGUGGCUUCUUUGCUGCCCUUCUUGACACCAGGCCAUCCUCAAAGUCUUCGCCUCACUGUGCGUGCAGAUGCACUCACACCUGCCUGCUGCCAUUCCUGAGCAAGCUCUGUGCUGGUGGUGCCCCGAUCCUGCAGCUGAAUCAACUUUAGGAGACGGUCCUGGCGCUUGCUGGACUUUCUUGGGCGCCCUGAAGCCUUCUUCACAACAUUUGAACCGCUCUCCUUGAAUUUCUUGAUGAUCUGAUAAAUGGUUGAUUUAGGUGCAAUCUUACUGGCAGCAAUAUCCUUGCCUGUGAAGCCCUUUUUGUGCAAAGCAAUGAUGAUGGCACGUGUUUCCUUGCAGGUAACCAUGAUUGACAGAGGAAGAACAAUGAUUCCAAGCACCACCCUCCUUUUGAAGCUUCCAGUCUGUCUGAACAAUAUUGAACUUCAUAAUGUGUAUAUAUUGUUAAUCUGUAGUCUAGGACCCUAUAAAUGUAAGGAGGGAGGGGCCUUAUAACCCUUCCCCUUCUAUUAAUACAACGUAAGCAUAAUCAAUUAUAAUACAUCAAACAUUUGGUACAGCCCCUAUCAUGACCCCUAGGUGAACCCCUUUCAACCCCCACACCAUAACACCUCCUCCAUGCUUUACAGUGAGAAAUACACAUGCCGAGGUCAUCCGUCUCACAAUGACACGGCAGUUGGAACUAAAAAUCUCAAAUUUGGACUCCAGACCAAAGGACACAUUUCCACUGGUCUAAUGUGCAUUGCUUGUGUUUCUUGGCCAAGCAAGGCUCUUCUUCUUAUUGAUGUCCUUUAGUAGUGGUUUCUUUGCAGCAAUUCAAUCAUGAAGGUCGGAUUCACACAGUCUCCUCUGAACAGUUGAUGUUGAGAUGUGUCUGUUACUUAAACUCUGAAACAUUUUAUUUGGGCUGCAAUUUCUGAGGCUGGUAACUCGAAUUAACUGAUCCUCUGCAGCAAAGGUAACUUAUCCUUCCAUUCCUGUGGCGGUCCUCAUAAGAGCCAGUUUCCUCAAAGGGCUUGAUGGUUUUUGCGACUGCCCUUGAAACUUUCAAAGUUCUUGAAAUUUUCCGUAUUGACUGACAAUGUCUUAAAGUCAUGAUGGACUGUCGUUUCUCUUUGCUUAUUUGAGCUGUUCUUGCCAUGAUAUGGACUUGGUAUUUAACCAAAUAGGGCUAUCUUCUAUAUACCCCCCUACCUUGUCACAACACAACUGAUUGGCUCAAACGCAUUAAGAAGGAAAGAAAUUUCACAAAUUAACUUUUAGGAAAGCACGUGUUAAUUUAAAUGCAUUCCAGGUGACUACCUUAUGAAGCUGGUUUAGAGAAUGCCAACUGUGUGCAAAGCUGUCAAGGCAAAGGGUGGCUAUUUGAAGAAUCUCGAAAUAUAAAAUAUAUUUAGUUGUUUACAAAUGUUGGGUUACUACAUGAUUCCGUAUGUGUUAUUUCAUGUCUUUACUAUUAUUCUACAAUGUAGAAAAUAGUAAAAUAAAGAAAAACCUUUGAAUGAGUAGGUGUUCUAAAACUUUUGAAGUUGUCACUUGUGUUUUUAUGAUGACAAUUUGUAGACACUGCCCAAAUUGCAUGUGGAAACUUUGUGGUUUCAGAGUUCAUAACAUGAUUGCUCUUUCAUCUGAAUUGGUUUUCGAAAAAACGUAUCCCCACCUAGUGAAUAUGACAUGUUUUAUGGAGUUUAAUUUACAUAGAUGUUUUUAUUAAGAUUAAUAAGCAAUGAUUUAUAAGAUGAAGCCAUACUAUGCUGGUGAAAUUGCACUAGAAUAUACGGUUAAUGAAUGAAAAUGUGAAGAUGAAAAAAAUAAUAAUAAUUGGAUCACAGUCUAAGUCCCUAACACAACAUGUUACACUAACAUGUCUAUUUGUCCAUGCUGAAAAUAACAUUUGUGCUGAACUUGUUUCACUUACGAAGCCAAAACGGUCACUUCAAUUGGAUACAGAACCACACUGCACGUUUAUUACAUUUAAAUAGUUUUAAAUAGUUAUUUACCUUCUUACACAAGUGUAAACAAGUAAUACUGUAUACAUAUUUUAAUCCAUAAUUUCAUAUCAGUAUUAUUAGCUAGCACAUCAAAUGUACAUAACAUUGUACUGCAAAAUAAUUAACACUUUAAAAUAAUGUGUGCUAUUUUAACCUGUGUAGUAACACUGUAAUUUCUUUAGUAAGAGCAUUUGCUAGGGUAUUAAGAUACAUUUAGUGCUUGGGCAAUUUAAUCUUAAGUCUUACCAAAAGGAAUAUAUAUAUAUAUAUAUAUAUAUAUAUAUAUAUAUAUAUGAAAUUUAACCUUUUAUUUAACUAGAACAAAUUCUUAUUUACAAUGAUGGCCUACCCCGGCCAAAUCCGGACGCGCUGGGCCAAUUGUGUACCGCCCUAUGGGACUCCCAAUCACUGCCGGAUGUGAAGCAGCCUGGAUUUGAAUCAGAUACUGCAGUGAUGCCUCUUGCCCUGAGAUGCAGUGUCUUAGACCGAGUGGUGUACUUUUUACUGAAUUUCCUACAAAGCAAAGCCCAUUUAAGGAACGCUUAGUAUUUCCAUGUAUUUUUAAUAAAGUUUAUAGUGUAAAUGGUCCUAUUUGUUUCAUACUCACAGUUAUGUAUAUUUUGAGUCUGUAUCAGUUCACAAAUGAGUAUCAUUUUUGUUGUGGAGUGAAAUGGUUGUAUUUAAAUAAAAUAAAUGAAUGUC
Molecule: messenger RNA, 7870 nt
Organism: Salvelinus fontinalis (brook trout)
Lineage: Eukaryota; Metazoa; Chordata; Actinopteri; Salmoniformes; Salmonidae
Product: TRAF3-interacting protein 1-like
Exons: 17
Coding region: 103-1995 (630 amino acids)
Biological process (GO): cilium assembly; intraciliary transport; regulation of microtubule cytoskeleton organization
Cellular component (GO): intraciliary transport particle B; centrosome; axoneme
Molecular function (GO): microtubule binding
Source: RefSeq, a predicted model, not a curated record